UAGUGUGACGUCACAGUAGCCUAGUUGGGUUAGGUUUUACGCUGGAAUUUGUAACGAAAAAUUUUUUGUUUAAACGAUUAUUGUUUUUUACGCUGCACCUGUCGACCUGAUAGCCGUGCAGACUGGUUCAGCGUCGGUCAAGUAUUCGUCGUCUGGUAUAAAGUGCUCGCGCGCGGCUCGUGCUACGCGGCGUAUAUGAAAUUAUUAAAUAGAAAAUGAGUCGACAUGAAGGGGUAAGUUGCGAUUCCUGCCUCAAGGGAAAUUUCCGUGGACGCAGGUAUAAGUGCCUGGUGUGCUACGACUAUGAUCUGUGCGCAAACUGCUAUGAGGCAGGUGCUAAUACAACACGGCAUCUCGUCGAUCAUCCUAUGCAGUGUAUCCUGACAAGAUCCGACUUUGAACUCUAUUACGGCGGAGAAGGAGUGAGCAUUGAGCAGCCGCAAUCUCUGACGUGUCCUUACUGUACUAGGAUGGGAUUUACAGAAGCUACGCUGCAAGAACAUGUUGCAGCAGAUCAUCCGGAUACGUCGUUUGAAGUGGUAUGUCCAGUGUGCGCAUCUUUGCCUGGGGGGGACCCCAAUCAUGUGACUGAUGAUUUUGCUGGACAUUUGACCCUUGAACAUCGAAGCGGUCCAAGAGAUUUAAUAUCCUUCCUUGAUGAACCAGCUUCUAGUCGCCACAACGUUCGACGAAUGCCACACCCGUCUCGAGGUGUCGGAGCUCCGCGAGCCCGGAGGUCCAACAUGCAUUUUAGUUCAUCAGGAGCGCUGAGUCCUAGCAGUCGAGAAGGUAUCGAUCCAAUCACAGAACUCCUGUCUCAACUGUCAGGGGUACGACGAACUGGAGCUGGCACAGGUCAAGGAUCCUCUGCACCUUCGCAACUACAACAGUUGCAAAUGCAGUUGCAGCUUGAACGUCAGCAAGUCAGGGCUGCACGGCAACAACUAGAGAGACUGCCAAGGAGACAGCCGCAAGUUAUUGGCACAGUUAGCGGGGGUGUGGCCAGCAGUGGACACUCAGCCACGAUGGCCAGCGUGGUUACCAACAGCUCGGCCAGCAACAACAACGCUGCUGUCAAUGCUAACAACGCUGCUAAUCCAUCCAACCCAUCGUCGCUGAACUCUCAGAACUCCAUGUUUCUGUUACCCAGGUGCAUGACGAAUACGCUGUCCGACUCCCAGCUGCAGAUUAUUGAACGAGAGAGUGCAAACAGGAGUUUGUUCACGCGGGAGAUUGUCGUAAGCACAUUGUCUCAGGCUCUGCCUGAGCUGAUUCAACAAUCGGCUGUCCAGACUCCUGGAUCGACAGCAACGACAACACCAGAAACUCCAAGCGGUGUAGUGGCACUGGUUCCGGCGAAGAAGAGUAACUCGAACCAAGAAGUGAAAAGGGAUCAAACAACCACGAACAAAUAUGUUGUCCAACAAAAUCCACAGCAGCAACAAUCGCAUCAAACUCUACAGACAGGAGCGGCUGCCACAGGAAGUCAGUCCCAAGCCGCAACUACGGUUGGGCCUACAAACCAAGGACUUCCUCCUAAUCCCAAUGCGGUCUCUGCUCAGAAUACACCCAUAGUCCAGACUUUAAUGCACAGCGUAUUGCCGCAGCCAUUGGUACUGCAACAGCCUCUGUCCCCAGCGCCAGUAAGGAACACUGGAACUGGUACGAUUAGGGAGCCAGUUGCUGCUCCAGCGCCAGCUUACAUGCGGGGUGGCGUAGGUCCUGUAAGUGUGACAGGACCGUCACGCAGAAAACCUGUAAGAGCUGUCGAUGGGAGGAACCAAUCCACUGAGCCGCCGCCACCACACUAACCCCACCCUUUUGCCGGAAAAAAUUACCCCUAUAGGCCCUCUAGCACUAGUCCUAGCACUGUUUAGAACACCUCAUCAUUAUUGUUAUUAUUAUUAUAAUAUUAUAUAUUGAUAAUUAUUUGAAAUACCCCCGACCCCCCACUUUAUCUUCUUCUGUACCUCAGCGUAAUUUCUUUUGCUGUAGUACUUUUUCUGCCUCAUUUAUUCCACAUGACAACUUAAACCACCUUGGUGAAAGGUAGUCUGCCGAUAGAUGGCGAGAGUUGAAAAUUUACUACUGCUGCUACUACUACUACUGCUACUGCUACUGCUACUGCUACUACUACUACUACUACUACUACUACUAUUACUAUUAUUAUUAUUAAUUAUUAUUAAUUAUUAUUAUUGUGUUUGAAUAUCGUGAUAUUUGAAACAGUAUGCAUAUUUUGAUUGAAGAAUAUUUAAUAAAUAUACAUAUACUCUUGUGCUUUUCCGCUGAUUGAAGGACUGCUAAUUCGGUAACAUAUACACACACGAACUUGCUACACGUAGACUGUGAUAUGGUGAAAUUUCAUUUCGCAAAAAGACUCGAGACAUACGUAUAUUUCUGGGAAUGGUGAAAUAAUAGUAAAUGUAAAAUAAAAAGAAUAAACUGUUACACGUCGGGUGGAAUAAUAUUUUUUGCUGUGUCCAUAAUUAACGCGGCUGACUACCUCUUGCAAUACAAAAGGCUUUAACAAGGAAAAUGAAUCAAAUGAAAUAAUAAUUGAUAAUAAUUAGGUUAUAUAAUUUGAAAGAAUCGUAUCGGGGUCAUUUUUGAUUAUGAUACACUACUGCUAUUAGUAUUACGACUACUACUACUAUGACUACUGAGUAAAGUACUGCUUUUGAAACUCGCUGCUGGUGCCGCUUCUGUGGAUUUAGACUACAUACUGUAAAAAAAUAUUAUUCUGUUUGUUAACUGUUGUCAUUUGCCAAAUCCUUAUUGUUCAAUUGAGUUUGAUUCUUUAUCUGUCACAUGACUAAUUUAUCUUAUUUUUUGGGGGGUAGUUGAACAUUUUUGAAAAUUAAACUACAAAUCUGUGAAUUGAAUGUAAAAAAAGAAACGUUACAACCAAAAAUGUUUUAAUAUGCGUGAAUGAGAAAAUAUUUUAUCAAACGAGAGGUGAAGAAAUAAAUUCGGAAAAAUGAAACGAAAAAUGCAAAAUUGCAAAAUAUAUUACCUGGCAUGUGAUUCUUGUUUGAUAAGGACGGCAAAAAAAAAAAAAGGAAAAAAUACUACUCGUUUGCAGUAAUUAUUACUAUACUAAUUAUUAUUAAUAUUAUUAUUAUUCGUUGAGUACGUUUUAUACCCAUGUGCUAACUCCUGGACAUGCUGAAGUUUCCUGGUAAAUGCAUAUUGAAUUAUACCAUACGCUGUAGUUUAACAUAUAAAAUAUAACGUGAGAUACGUUUGUAAAAUCAAUUGGUGUCUCAUCAAUUAAUUAAUUAACAAUAUAAAGAACACUUGAGUAAUUAACGUGGUGAGUAAGUAUUAUCAUUGGGUUAAUUGGAUUCUAGAAGAAAAAAAAUUCUUGAUGCUGUUGAUAUGUACAAAACGAGAGAAAAUGCAUUGAACAAAAUCAAUAUAUGAAAAUCAGAAAAAACAAAAUGUAGGUACAUGAAUACUAAUUUCAAUCUAACUAUAUCUAUAGUCAAGAGCAUUAUGAUAUUCUUUGUUCUAUCAGUGUGCAUAGUGUACAAUAGUACUCGCUCCGAUGUGAUUCUGAUUUAUCAAAAACAAAAAAACGAAAUUUGUAAAAUAACUUAAGUUAUAAAUAAUAAAUGAUAAAUAUAAAGUUUUAAAAAUACCUAGAAUUUAGAACAUGGUGUCAAACUUACUCAAUUUCAAAUAUCCCUAAUUAUUCCUAGAGAUUAUUACAGUAGGCAUCAAUUGAAGAUAAAUCAUUGGUGGAUAAAUCAAUCUUAAUUUAUUAUUACUUGGCAAUCAAAGAAAUAACUAUUUUGAACAGAAUUAUUACUUUACUAAUGAUCAUUUUGCAUCUUUACAUCAUAUUACCAUCAAUAUUUCCUUCUUACAUUGGCGCCAACUGACUAACAUUUCAAGCGACAUGAAGGAUGAUAAACGUUUUCUGAUGAUGGUCGGCCGGGACCGGGGCCAAAACGUCAAAUAAAAUUAUGUGACUGUUUUAUACCCAAGAACUCCAUUCACUCAUUACCUAAUUACGGCAAUGAAGUCUGUCAAUGUUAGAUCAAUAUUUAGUUAUGCGAUCCACUCUUUUCUAUUUUCGACCUCAUUAUCGCAUUAUUUUUCCUCCUCACGUUUCAAAUCAAUUAUUGUACAGUACAACCUAAUUUUUAUCUAAAACUUGUUGCUCGAUUCUUUGGAUUUACGAUUGUAAUUUGAGAAACUCUACAAGUAACACGCACUAUUAAAAAAUAGAAUGAACGAAAGAUGAUAACUUGCUAAAUUUUUCACAUCACCUAUUGUAAAAAUGAACGGAGCCCAACUGGACACGUAUUCGAUAACAUCCACUACAUUAUAGUACAUUUUUACAAAAUUGAAUUCUCUGUAAUGCACGUUCAUCAUGUGUAUUGUAAACGAAUAAAGCUGAUCGGUAUAACUGAA
Molecule: messenger RNA, 4419 nt
Organism: Neodiprion virginianus
Lineage: Eukaryota; Metazoa; Arthropoda; Insecta; Hymenoptera; Diprionidae
Product: E3 ubiquitin-protein ligase KCMF1-like
Exons: 8
Coding region: 216-1811 (531 amino acids)
Biological process (GO): synaptic signaling
Cellular component (GO): plasma membrane
Molecular function (GO): zinc ion binding
Source: RefSeq, a predicted model, not a curated record